Mycena citricolor is the source of this 2156-nucleotide messenger RNA. Lineage: Eukaryota; Fungi; Basidiomycota; Agaricomycetes; Agaricales; Mycenaceae. The record is from the annotation of a GenBank genome assembly.
GGCGCCUCGUUCUGAUGACGCGCUGGCAAACAACUGAUCAGGGGCGUCAUGCACCGCCUUCUUCCACAAUCGGAAGUAUUGACCUCCCGACCCUCACUCCCACCAUAGGCGCGCACAGCAAUCGUCUGUCAACGACACGGCCUGUGUACACCGCGACAGCCUGUGCUACCAUAUGUCCUCCCAAUUUCGGCCUAUUUUUUUUUACGGUUCCGGGUAAAACCUUGGAGUCAGGCGUCGAUUUUACAAGGCCAAAGCGUCUGCAAUCAGGCAGUGCGGACAAACGUGCGGCAGUUGCAACCAUCAUCGGCAACCUUUUUCCCACGAUGCUGCAGCGAAGAUGCUUUGUCCAUGCAGGAUAGCUUGCCGCUAUGUCAGCGAGAUUAAGACGAAACAGUUCCAUCAGGGUCAAGACACUUGAGAAACGGAGCGCUCGCGAAGAAUGUGCAUGCCGAUACGCUCUAUCCCCCACCUCCAUUCCACGCACUGACGAGCCUGAUUGGCAUUGGAAACACAGCUCGGAUACAUCCAUUUCUGUAGCAUCCAUACGCGGAAGCGAGUUCGAAAUGGAAAGUCGCAACUAGCUUACACACAGUAUUGUCACACAAGUGCCAUUUGACUCGUGCACGGAGGGCGGUUCUCCGAGUGCAUGAUAAGACCCUGUCAGCACGGUGUCUCACGUUAUCUGCCAGGGAGUGCGAGAUUUGUGUUACUCUCCAAGCCAUCAGAUUUCAGCACUUGUGGAUCCCACAAGUCAAGUAUUGCUUGCCAGUGCCAGAUUCCAAGCUUGGGACAGGACAGGGGCUGUAUUCACGCACGUGAUAUGACAUCACCUCCUUCUCAGCUCGAUUGAGUGUUUCGGGCCGGACGUCGAGACUGCGGCACACGACGAACCACCACCAUCAACGCUAUGGGCAAACUCCCCGUCAUCACCCUUCCCAAGAGCAUGCGCAAGCAAUACAUACUCACCGAGGAGCAGGCGCAUAUGUACGCGAUGGAGAAGCUGAUGAACUUCCGAUGGAUUUCCAAAAUCUUGGCGACGUACGCUCCGGACAACUUGUCUCUCAAAGACGUCGCGCCGAUAGAGGUGUCGGAUUAUUGCUCGGAAAUCGGUCAAUUCGCGGAGGUGGCUUACAGCGCCAUUCCGCCCGAAUUCAUCUUUGGUAAUCUAGAUGCCCUCAUGCAACCCGCCUUCCCGCUGGAGAACUACACAUCCCUCCGCGGGACCCAACUUGUCGCGUCUUUCUUCGGGCAGACGGCGCAUCUGCAAGGAUACGCAGCAUACCGCUCCGAAACGAAGCAGCUAAUCCUCGCAUUCCAGGGCACCAACAGCGCCCACCAAGCUCUUUACGAUAUCCAUGCACUGAAGCAUCGACACCCCUCACGGCACGGCAAGGUGCAUUCCGGGUUCUGGAGGCUGUACAAGGGUGCGAAACAGCCUGCAUUGGAAGCGCUACGCAAGGGCCUGGCUCAGCAUGAGGUCGAGGAGGUGGUGGUCACCGGCCACAGCAUGGGUGCUGCCGUUUCCCAGCUUCUUCUAGUCGAUCUCCUUCGCGAUGAGAGCCUUGUCCCGAUCGGUUCCAUCCCGAUCCGUGUGGUCGUCUUCGGGGGCCCUCGGUCAGGGACGCGCAGCCUCGUCAAGUUCUGGGUCGAGCUUGUUUCCGAGCGCCGCAAGAAGCACGGCCCAGACUCUAUCGUCGAGUAUGCCGUCAAGAUGUACAAUGACGGAGUCCCCUCCCUUCCGCCGCUGGCAUUUGGCUACCGGCAUUUUGCCCAGACCCCAUACUAUUUUGUGCACGAGCGGCUCUACUGCGUCCCCGAGCCACUGUCCGAGUAUGCCCUCUUCCGCAUCGACCCGGCGGAAGACGCCGCCGCCAAGCCUCCAUUGCAUCCGCGCGGCGGACACAACUACUACAACGGGCGAGACAUGGAGCGCUUCGCCCGGCAUAUCGGCUAUCUGGACAAGGCCAUGAAGAAGGAGGGAGACUGGAGAGAUCGAUACAGAGAGCAGGUGGCCAAGCACGAGCACGCUUGAUGCUUCUUCCCUUCCACUUAUCUCAACUAACGUUAAGGCCAUAUCACUACCUUAUUGCUUGUACUUAUCUGUUGUAACCUUAUUUAAUCAUCCUGCAAUUGACACAUCGCGCACUACAGCCGUG